Messenger RNA from Glycine soja, 945 nucleotides. RefSeq lists its product as uncharacterized. Bases 1 to 945 code for a protein of 314 amino acids. NCBI's taxonomy places the organism in Eukaryota, Viridiplantae, Streptophyta, Magnoliopsida, Fabales, Fabaceae. The record is from RefSeq and is a predicted model, not a curated record. The transcript has 3 exons.
AUGGUCUCUCCAGAGUCUGCCAGGGCUGAGACAGCCCAGUGUCGUGGACCGUAUCUACGCCUGCAAUGGGUACGUGAUAUAUAUGAGUGCCAAUGCCAGGCAGGUCAUUGGACAGCUGCGGCUCGCGCAUAUCUUCUUCACCUUCUGGGUUGCACUCUGUUUGCUAACAAGAGUGCAACCAAUGUCCAUGUUGUCUACUUGGAGGCCCUUCGUGACCUCAGUAUGACGGAGAGGUGGAUUGCGACCAAGAAGACCGUGAAGAGCAUUCGUACGCCGGCGUACAGGGAGCGCCUGGACCGACUCCGGAUUCCGGAUGUCUGUUGGACCCCUUAUGGGGAGCACCGGGAGGUCCGAGACUUCCACGUCAGAUCGUGUUAUUCCGGUCUCUUGCGCUGGGGGCCUGUUGUUGUUUAUUACCGACCGGAGAGGGUCGUGCGACAGUUUGGCUACACGCAGACCAUUCCUGCUCCUCCUGUCGAUUCAUGGGUCUCGUAUGAUAAUAUACACGACAAGUGGAUGCACUACGAGGAUCAUAUCAUUCCAGCAGGUGAGGUGUGCGUUGUGCCAGGGGCGUGUUCCAGUGACUACAUGGACUGGUUCUUCCGCAUCUCCCAUCCUUUCAUGACACCAGGCCACACAUUAGAUCCUCUGCCUCAUGGUCACGCCCCGCAGCCCCGAGUCGUCCCUCAGGCCCCGCAGACAGAUAUCCCUCACGUGCCGGAGCCAGGAGAAUCGUCGACAUCUGCGGAGGAGCCUAGACAUGCAGUGGAAGUUUGUGAUGACAUUGCUGAGAGGUUGGAGCGCCAUCUAAGUCUAGGGGUGGUCACGCCUGCCUCAUCGACACAUGAGGUGAUCGAAGAAUGCCUCAGGUUGGCCAGGAGUGUGACACAGGACCAUCUAGUAUAUGUUAGGUCUAGACGCAGGCGACGCACGGAUCAGGCGUAG